AUGAGCUAUCAAAAUAUUGGAGCUGAAAAUCUGCCGUUGGCGUCAGCUGUUGUUGCACAAGACCUUAUGGCGUAUGGUUGGCGAAAACUGCCGCCACUGAGUACCAACAAGCACCCUUUGCUUUUUGAUCCUGAGGUUGAGGCAACUGCUCGUAGAACACACGCAAGUGCAAAGAAAAGGAGGGCGGAGGCUCGUAAACAAGCUCAACAGGCCUCUCAAUCUCUUGACAUGGCAGGUCAGGCUUUCGAGAGAACUCUUAGGCAGUCUACACAGCCCAAGGCUAGCAAUGUUACCGCGGGGAUUAGGAUGCCGACUACUAAUGCUGGAAAAUUUGACAUCAAAUCCCAUGUUAUGAAUAUGAUCACGGGAAAUCAGUUCUAUGGUCUUGACAAUGAAGAACCCGUCGAUCAUCUGCAGAAAUUCCUUCAAGCAUGUUCUCUACAAAAGAUUACUGGGAUGACUGACGACGAGCUCUACUUGUACCUUUUUCGUUUCUCUUUGGCGGGCAAGGCUCAGUUGAAGAUUAUAGAUUUUAAGUCCUCACAAUUACAUAUUCUUGAGUCCUCCUUCCUCCAGAAACAAAAUAUCGCAAUCAUGCUUGCAGAAUCCUGUUUUGACCUACAUAAAGCUGUUGGUGAAGACUUCUGGGUGUCUACUUGGUGCAACAGUAUGGCAUUUGAGGGGAAGCAGUUAGAGGGAACAAGAAUUACUCUUUUGAAAACGGGAGAACGUGGAUUUGAUUUCGCAAUAAGAACACCUUGUACGCCAUCAAGGUGGAAUGAGUUUGAUACUGAAAUGGCAAUGGCAUGGGAGGCUCUAUGCAACUCUUAUUGUGGGGAGGCUUAUGGAUCAACUGAUUUCAAUGCCCUUGAAAAUGUCCGAGAUGCAAUUUUGAGGAUGACUUACUACUGGUACAACUUCAUGCCACUCUCCCGAGGUUCCGCUGCAGUUGGAUUUGUAGUUUUGCUUGGAUUGUGUCUUGCAGCAAACAUGGAGUUCUCUGGGAGUAUCCCAGAAGGAGUGCAGGUUGAUUGGGAAGCGAUUCUUACUUUCAGUCCCGACUCUUUUGUGGAGUCUGUGAAGAAGUGGUUGUAUCCCAAUAUGAAGGUGACGACAUCUUGGAAAGACUACCCAGAUGUUGCCUCAACUUUAUCAACAACUGGAUCAGUAAUUGCUGCUCUCAGCUCUUACAAUAAUUAAAAUCUGAUUUCGACGAUUUCAAAGAGUGAAAAUCUGCCGUUGGCGUCAGCUGUUGUUGCACAAGACCUUAUGGCGUAUGGUUGGCGAAAACUGCCGCCACUGUGAAUGAUCUUUAUACGAACCACAAUUCUUCACUCAUUUAGAGUAAUACUGUUGUAUGUUUAAUAUUUAAGUUUUCUUAUCUGAUUUCUUUUGAAUUUUUUUCGUUCCCUAUGUUUCGUGCUAUGGAUAAUUUAUUUCGAUUUCUUCAAUGCCUCCAAGAAUAAAUGCAGUAUGUUUUAGCUAGCAGUUUAUUGCAUAGGAGUAUAUGAUUGUAUAGAAAUUUCUGGCUUUCCCUUUAUAAACUCAUGUUCAUCUUCUUUGUCUGCAUAAAUAGGUUUGAUUUUAUACCUCGAGUUUAAUCCCUCCCUCAAAAUCUUUAACAAGUUAACAUUCGUUACUAUGGGUCUAGUAGUCCCAUAUUUUCUUUUAUGUGUUAAUUUUUUGCACUAUACCCUUGUUUUCCUUACUGAACUAUCCUGUUUUCUUGAUUAAUUCUACCUUUUUUGGGAGUUGGAUUUCGUUUCAGUUAGAACAAGUAAGAUUUUGAGUUCGAUGUCACUUAACACCUUCCUUCCCCUCAAUCUUACCAUGUAAAACAAAAAAAUCCACCCGAACGCUUCCUACAUUUGUGUCCUUCAUUUCUAUCAAAAAUUUGUUCCAACUAAAUUAUUAGAAACUCCUCUCGUCCUAAGUAGGCCCUUGCGGGAGUUAACCUUCUCCACAUUUGAUAUAUUGUUCUAUUCAUGAGUAAUUAGGGUUGAAUAAAGUUUAGUUAAAAUUACAAAUCAUAAAAGAUUAAAUUAAACUUUAAGUAUAUGGUUUGAUCUAUGGUCCAAUAUCUUGGUUUUAUUUUAUUUAUUUUUUUUUAUAUAGAACGUUAUAGUUUCUCGGUACCAUUCAAUUUUUUAAGUGUAUUAGACAAGUAGUUCUUAAAUAUUUGUCAUUUUGUUUAAUAUGUAUUGAACUAAUGCAUUAAAUUUCUAAGUAUAGAUGAUCGGCAUUCUUAUGCGUGGCAUAUAUUCUCUUCGUUUUUUAAUGAAAUUUUCAUAAGAGAUGUUCACGGGAAUUAAAAAAGAUGAAAUCUUUUAGAUAAUGGAGAUAUUAUUUUAUUAAAUAAUAAAUUUGAUGGAAGAAAAGUGAAAAGAGACAAUAAAUAUUAAAAAAAUAUUAAAAGGAAGUUACUGCAAAAAAUAUGAAAAUCACAACUAAUAAUUAAAUGUUUUUAUAAAGUUAGUGGAAAACAUAUGGAGACCAUAAGAAAUGUAAAAAUUUUAAAAUGAAGUUAGUGGAAGAUAUGUGGCGAGCAUAAGCAUUAUUAAAAUAUUAAAAUGAGGAUGAAUUAGGUUUGUCCGAAAAUUGUAAUAUAAAUGGAAAUAUUUCUUAUAGAAACAACAAAUGAAACACUCCUAAAUAGAAAGUGAGAACUUAUUUAUGAAACGAAGGGAGUAUAAAAUAAUGUGGAGAAUAUGAUAAACAAAUUAUGUAAGUAGCAAAAAAAUAAGCAAGGGAAGUUAUUUAGGAGUACCCACUGAAACUCUUUGGUUAAUUGCUUCACAGUUGAUGAAUUUGAAUGUAGUGGGAGAGUCAUUGUUUCUGUCUGGAAAUUAAGAGAAAUAAAAAGGCCGUCUAAUAUAUGACGGGAAAUUGAACGUAACAUAUAGAGUAGUUGGAGCAUCCAUGGAUAACUAAUUGUGCACAUGUGGAUAAUCAGACAACUAGUAGAAUUGAGAGUCAAUAUUUGUCUAUUAAAUACUAUAUUGGUAGUGGUAGUAGCGCUUUUACAAUAUUUAACUGGAUACACACAAAGGAAAAUCACCAAUCCAAGAUAAAGACAUAUAUUGGAGGAAUAUUUGAAUACCAUUUCAUGGGUGUUGCGGUUUUGUUGGAUGGGACCAUUGUAUAAAAACAUAUCCAUUUAUGCUUUAAGGCAACAUCCUGUCGAGCAUAAUCGUAUGUUAAAUCUAAGAGAUUUUGUGUUUAAUAAAUGUGCUUGCGUUCUUCGGGGUGCUUACCCAAGCUGUUUGACUGUCCUCUUUAACAAAUACAAUUCGCUGAUAUCAAAACGCGUAAUACACCCAAUAUAUGUGGUAUGUAUGUUCGCUCAAUAACGCCAAUGGAUUAGUCAAAAAUAGAGUCGAGUCAACCUAAAAAUAAACUUUCUUAUUUUUCUAUCAGCGAAUUAAUCUUAUUUAAAAUUCAACAAACAAUAGAAUUACAAUUCUAACUCUACUCUUGCUUUAUUUUAAGAACAUCACGGUAACGAGGAUGUCAUCAUCUAGAUACAUGAUGUGUGUAUUUUAUAUAUUAUUUUCUACCAUGCCCCCAUUGUAUUUUCAUAGCAUUUCUCGCGUAUUUUGCUCAAUUUUCUAUUGGUUUUUAUGCUUGGUUGGAGUGUUUGUUUCUUAUAUAUUUUGUAGGUACAAAGCUCUAAUUAUGCUAGGAAUCGACUCUUGGAGCGAGAUUUGCAAGUUGGAAGGUCAUAAGCUACUCAAAGGUCAUUUUUGUGCUGAUCAGGUCUCAUACCCGGCCGGCUGAGCCUCUCAUACCCGGGUGGGUUUCCACAUACCAGACCGGGUUUGCACUUGAUACUUAGAAGAAUUUGAAGACGCUAUUUGGAAGAAAAAAUUGCCACACGCACCCGGCCGGGUUUCCACAUACCCGGCCGAGUAGGCCUCUCAUACCCGGGCAGGUUUCCACAUACCCGGCCGGGUGAGACUCUCAUACCCGGGUGGGUUUCCACAUACCCGGCCAGGCUUCCAUUGAAGAUUAAAAUGCUCUGCUGCGUACCCGGGCGGGUUUCCCACAUACCCGGCCGGGUUUACUCCUAAACUUAGAAACUUUUUAAUCUUUGACAUUUAGUUAUGCCUCGCACCCGCCCGGGUUUCCACAUACCCGGCCGGGUCCUGCAGUUAUUUUUUUAGUAACUUCCCGUAUCCUCCGAUCUCUUUGGAGGAGGAUAUAAAUAGCUCUUGAGGGGAAUUUCCAGGACAAUAUUUUUUCUCUGUUUUUGAGGGUUUGGUAUCAAGGAUUUCUCAUAUUACUUGUCAUGGGGGAUUGUUAAUCAACACUUGAACAUUGUAAUUCUAAUUAUAUUGAAGGUAUUAGUUUCAAUUCCAA
Messenger RNA from Amaranthus tricolor (Joseph's coat), 4359 nucleotides. RefSeq names its product suppressor of RPS4-RLD 1-like. Lineage: Eukaryota; Viridiplantae; Streptophyta; Magnoliopsida; Caryophyllales; Amaranthaceae. Bases 1 to 1200 code for a protein of 399 amino acids. The record is from RefSeq and is a predicted model, not a curated record. Gene Ontology annotation, biological process: negative regulation of DNA-templated transcription. The transcript has 10 exons.